Molecule: messenger RNA, 886 nt
Organism: Truncatella angustata
Lineage: Eukaryota; Fungi; Ascomycota; Sordariomycetes; Amphisphaeriales; Sporocadaceae
Exons: 2
Coding region: 93-623 (176 amino acids)
Biological process (GO): mitophagy
Molecular function (GO): mitochondrion autophagosome adaptor activity
Source: RefSeq, a predicted model, not a curated record
AACCCAUGAUAACGUUGUGGCAUCUUCCGCAAUCUCUGCACCAAAACACAAAACUCUCCGAUCUGUAGAGGAACACAUACGCAGCGUCAAACAUGUCGAUACCCACGCAAAUAGCCGAGACGGUGCAGACAGCGCACAUCAACCGCGCGCCGUCCCCACACCACGACAUCAACCCGUCGACGUCGGCCUCCGUCAAGGAACCCGUGCGGGUCUCGUACCCGGACCCCGAGCAGCAUGACGAACGCGAGGCGGAGGUCGUCGUGGAGGGGGAGGAGUUUGCCUCGGAAUACGACGAAGACAACGAGAGCGAGAUACCAAUAAGCGUGCUGCGGCCGCACAGGAGGCGCCACGACUUCCCUCCCAUGCCGGACCUGAGGUUCGAGCAGAGCUAUCUGCACAGCAUCGAGAAGGCCGAGAGCUGGGGAGGCGUCGCUUGGAUUACCAUCAGGGAUCAGAUCAUGAUGCCUUUCGCGCAGGGCAUACUGUACAAUCUCGCCAUCUGUGGCUGGCAGUUUUGGAAUAAGAAUGCACAAUACAAUGGCAGCUCAGUUGGUGCUAGGAUACGGCGAUGGUGGUAUGGUGUGAACAACUGGCCAAUACCCACCAAGAUCAAGAGGGCUUGAAUCAAACGUCGCGGCGGUCAUGAUGACACAGUUCGGGAUAGGCGAAUAAAUGCGCGGGCACUCGAGAACAUCCAGCCAUACAUGUCGGUUAUAGCCCUCGAAGUGGGAAGGAAGCAUUACACUUCAUUUGCAUCCCAACGGAGGGACGCCUGGCACAAGGCAUUUUGCACUAAAGAUACAGCCCACUGCCUAUAUGUACUAUAGAGCCGCCUUGAAGUGACGUACAAGCUUUCUGGCAAUAACAUACAAACCAAGACUUCGUG